Paramuricea clavata is the source of this 1453-nucleotide messenger RNA. NCBI's taxonomy places the organism in Eukaryota, Metazoa, Cnidaria, Anthozoa, Malacalcyonacea, Plexauridae. The record is from the annotation of a GenBank genome assembly.
AUGGCUCAAGCUGAUACAGGGAUUGUUACCAGGCUGCGGAAGGCAAUCUUAAAUAUUAUUGCCUACCCACGAGGAUGUCGACGUUAUUCGCAUCUGAUGGCGAAACUUCAAUUUGAUGAUUUUGAUUUAGGAAACGAGCUUUAUAAAAGCUUUUGUGAUCUCAUUGAUCAACAUCUGUUCUAUUCAGCUAACAGAUAUUUCGACAGCGAAGCGCCUUUUCAACUAGAAGACAUUUUAAUCUCUGGGAGUAUUAGUGAAGGUAUGUUGAAGAUAGUUUUAAAGAAGGAAUCAAUGUCAGAUAUGGAUUUAAUGCUUAUAUUAAAGAACAUCAAAGUCAGUGAAGAAGAACAACGGAAAGGAAACCUUAUGACAAAAGAAAAUACACCAUUUGUGACUUUGUACUUAACGGAUGAAGAUGAUAUUAAAAUGUGGGCAGAUUUCAUAGAAGCAUCAAGUAUGGCAACGUGUGAAAGAAGUACCAAGCUUUCGUCACGUAAGCUAAAAGAGCGAUUUAGAGAAAAUUACAUUAGAUACGGACCAUUCUGUAUGCCUCUUGGCAAAGAAGAAGUUGAAAAAGUUGACGAAGGACCCUCAUUAGCGGUUAGUUCUGAACUACCUGGUAAUUGGGAGGAAUGGUCAAUACCAAAACGUAUGCCGUUCCCAGUUGGGGAAUACGAUUUUGUCCUUGCUAUCAAGUGCAAUGGAUGGCCAUUAAGUGCCCAGGAGUGGUUAUCUAGACCAAGAUGCUGGCCAAAUCAAGAUAUCAUUCAGAAAAUUAUCAAAGACGGUUUCCAUGUUGUUUUGAAAAGUUCGUCAGAAGGAAAUUUCCGGCUGUCUUAUUCCAACGCUGAAGUAGUUCUUAUCCAAAAUCUUAGUAAUCUGCAACACAAGACAUAUCGCGCCUUCAAGUCGUUCAUUAGCCAUUAUAAAAAUGAAUUGGCCCCUAAUGGUAAGAAACUCAUUUGCUCCUAUCAUCUUAAAACAAUCGUGCUCUGGUAUUGCGAGAAAUCUGAUCCAAGUGACUGGACGGAGGAAAGCAUAGUCGGUCAUCUACUUUCACUUAUAGAUGACUUGAUAAUUGCUUUAAAGGAAAGUAAUUUGCCGAUGUAUUUCAUGCCAAAGUACAACUUAAUGGAGCAAAUUGAAGAUGGAAAAGAAAUAGCUGAGAAAAUAUCAGAUAUGCGUUUCAAUCUUUCCUUAAUUACUGAGGCAAUAAUCUCCGAGGAACCAGAUAUUCUGGAAUGGGCGAACUUUCUUUUUAAUCAGCCCUGUGUAUCAGGAUGUUUCAAGGCCUUCGAGAGAGGUGUUGAAAAAGGAAAUUUUGACCAAAACGAUCUUUUUCAAUGUUUGCAGACAGUAGAGACUUAUUUAGAUGAGUUUUGGAUGAAUUUUGCUGGAAAGAUACCACAAGCAAGAAAUGACUUGCACGCUAAAAAAGCCUACAAUAUUUUAU